Diachasmimorpha longicaudata is the source of this 11601-nucleotide messenger RNA. It is a transcript of the gene Vps13B, whose product is annotated as intermembrane lipid transfer protein VPS13B. Bases 469 to 11436 code for a protein of 3655 amino acids. NCBI's taxonomy places the organism in Eukaryota, Metazoa, Arthropoda, Insecta, Hymenoptera, Braconidae. The transcript has 2 exons. The record is from RefSeq and is a predicted model, not a curated record.
GCCACAUGUACAGCUUACCUUUUUGUCUCGACAGUUGAAUCCCUGCACAGUGGUGCUCUUACCGUUUGAAAAUUUUCUGUACAGUUGAGAAAGUACAAACGGAGCCCCCCCGAAAUUUUUUUCCUGCGGAAGCCGCUCCAUAAACCGUGAGCCAUCUCCCCGACAAUCCCGGUGGAAUUGUGGUAAAUUUUGAAGUAACUUUUGAGGUUAGGGGUAAAAUUUUCUCGUGUCAAGCUGUCAAGUGAUGUGAUAACACUGAUAAUGACACCUGCGGCUGGAGGGGCCAACAGAUGUGGGGACUUAUUGCUACGUCAACAUUUCAACUGAUUAUGAGGUUAACGGGGGUCUCCUGCUCUUGACAGACAAAUCACAGUGAUUAUUGUUGGCUUGAUAAUUAUGAAAUUCAGGGGGUGGCAAACGUAAUGAGUGGUGUGUUGGUUCUGAAGGUGCAACUUUCAACAAGUUAUAAUGUUUAAAUUGGAAUCCUAUAUAACUCCGGUACUUCUCAAUUAUGUUGGGAAGUAUGUGAAGAAUUUGAAGCCGGAGCAGUCUCAGGUAUCACUAUGGGGUGGCGACGCAACUUUCCAAAAUCUAGACCUCCGCCUCAACGUUCUGAACGAACAAUUCGAUCUUCCCUUCAGCUUCGUCAGCGGUCACAUCCACGAGCUCCUGAUCCAUGUCCCCUGGGUGAAGAUCACCUCUGAGCCCAUAAUAAUCACAAUAAACACGAUAGAAUGUAUCCUAAAGAUGAAAGACGGUUCCGAGAAGCGGGAGGACAGCCUCUCCCCUCAUUCCCUCGAUUCUUUCCAAGAGGACACUCCCCCAGGUUACAUGAAAAGCAUUGUGACAAAAGUCGUCAACAACAUAACGAUAAACUGCAACAAUCUCAUUCUAAAAUUCGUAGAAGAGGACAUAGUCCUCAGUGUGAACAUUCGUUUCCUCUCAAUGCAGACAGUCGACGACUCCUGGCAGCCAACAUUCGCCGACGUCAACGGAAACGACAUGAUUCUGCGCAAAGUUAUCACCAUCGAAGACUUGACCCUGUGCCUUGACAAGAUGGAUUCGUCUGGAAAAAUUGAUAUUUACCAGGAUCCAGUGGUCUAUCGUUGCUCUAUGACAAUCAGAGCGAUCAUGAACUGCCAGAACAGCAGUUUGAAACGCUCAACAAUAACACGAUUUGACAUGCACUGUUCUAAAAUGGAAUUCUCGAUAACAGAACAGCAAAUUCCGAUGCUGUUGCGAUUAAUCUCGAUGUUAAUGGCUCUACAAUCGAAACGAACGGUGAUGAAUCAGAGAAAGUCCUCGAUAACUGAGGAAAUACAAUCGGAAAUUGGAGAGAGUGAUGAGACGAUAACGUCAUCAGCUCCGAUGGGCAAUAACAAUGGUUGGGGGACGUGGGCAUGGAAUGCAGUGGCCUCAGUACUCCCUGUCGACUGGGAGGACGAACUGUCGAUGGAUCAGCCACUCGGCUACAUCGGCCACACGGUUCACUUCGGAAUAUACAUCGAAGAAGCGAUUUUAACCCUGAAAACUAUGGAGACAAUCAAGGAAUCCUUCUCUCACAAAUCAAUGAAAAUCAGAUAUCGACCAUUUUUAACUCUGAAACUGUCUGGGGUGGUUGCUGAGGCUGUACAGCAGGGUAUAACAGUAACAGCGUACAGGAUGGGCAUCGGAAGUGUCCAGUUAUCACCCAGAGGUAAUUGCAGCUGUGGAUUCAUCGAGGUCAAGGCCACUGCGGAAUUGCCACAGUAUUUGUUCGCUGGUAACUCUGUGAAUAAUUACUUGAAAGACUCUCUGUUUGACGAUGAAUUUACCAUUAGUCUAAUGAUGACCAGAGAAUACAACAAUGACAUCCAGGAACGUUUAUCAUCAGACACUAAAGCCAAAGAAUUUUUCAAAAACUGCCCUGCCUUCUGCCUAGACUUUGUUCAUCUUAUUGAACUCCCUGAUGAUAUCAAACAAGAUGAGUUGUUCGAUUUAGCAAGAAAUUUCGAGUACAGUAAUUUCCAGGAGAGAGAAACUACGAGGUUAUUCAUUGGAGAUCUGGAGGUCAGAAUUUGCUCAGGGGUUCUCCACAGGCUUCCAGUGAUCACUGGUGCCAUCGAAAAGUCUGACAUUUUGAAUUGCAUUUCUCACAGAGUUGAGCCAGCAGUUAGUGAACUGCCUCCAGUGACAAUUGAGGAAUACGAGUCGUUGAAUGAAUUCGUUCCCAUGACUGAAACAACGGUGAAUAUCUCGAAUUUAUCGGUGCAGUUUCAGUUGGCCGAUCACAGAAGUAAUUCCAGGAGAAAAUCACUGCAGAAUAAAUUGCUGGAUUACCCUAAGCUGGUUCUGAAUGUCGAUCGUUUUUAUGGCGAAGUGGUUGCACCCAUGUAUGCUUUCAGACUGGCAGCUUGUGCCUCGAAGCAGAUGGUUUUAUCAGAGAAAAUGUUGAGUCAGUGUUACAAGAAGGUGGAGGGAACCAUUUCUGGGUUUACCAGUCUCCUGUAUUUAUCAGAAAACUCUCACACAUCUUUGAUCAUACCCUGCAGUCUUGCAUUCUCCUUGCAGACGUUGAUCUACCCUCAAUACUGGGUGAAUAUUGAAUCCAUCAACAUUCCUAGAGAGAUUCAGAACUGCAGGCUGGAUAAUCUCACUGUUACAACAACAAAAGCUAAAUUUACUGUGGCAAAUGCCAUUUUAACGUCAAUACUAUGUCCAGAAGAUGCGGGGAAUCCCCUGUUUUGCUCGUCACUGCUGCACGACGCAUCCAGUGAAACCAAUGCCACGUAUCUGGAGUUGUCGAUUGAAAAUAUCAAUUACUCGUCGGUGAUUUUACUAGGAACAUUUACGAAGAGUUUGAGCAUUGGAAGUGUCAGGAUUUUUGCUCUUAAUGACAAUGAACAAGCGUUUGUCCUGUCAGGGCCAGAGACUUCUGAGGAUCCAGGCCAUAUUCCCAAAUUAUUGUCGAUGUCAGUGAGAUACCCGAAAAAUCCAGAGGCCCAGGAGCACGCAGUCACUGUCAGCCUCAGGAUAUCUCAGACUCGAGCAUCACUAGAUCCACUGUUUCUCGAUUGGCUUCAGUACCAGAGUAUUUACCAUGAGAUUGAACCCAUCACAGUAUUAUCGGACAAUCAUGGAACUGAGGAGACAUCAUCGGACGCAUCUACGAGGAAAAAAACAUUUCCUAGUCUUCAUGAGAACGUUCACAGCCCCUCUGAGAAGGAUCGCAAGUGGAACUGGAUUCUAGAGAGCACUAAGCAACAGAGCUACCAGAAAUCAGAAAUGAAAGCCAAAGUUGGAGUUUUGAAAAGAGUCACGAAUUCGUAUUUCUGGUGGAAGAAAAUUGGAGUUAUCUGUUGCAUCGAACCUCUGGUAAUGUAUAUGCCAUCGAGAUCAUUGGAUGGCAUUGGAAUGAAUGGAAUUGAAGAGUCAAAGGACAGAGCUUUGUCAAAUGCACAAGAUCUCCAAAUUUUCGUGAUGAAAACUGCACAUUUGACACUGCACUCAGCGAAUUUUUCAGCUGAUCAACUAUUGAAUGAAAACUUCAGCAUCUCCUCGAUCCACCAACUGCCAAAUAAUUUUCCUUGGACUCUGAGUAUGACUAACUUCCAUUGUUAUACGUUGAGCAAUGGAAAUCAAUCCACAAAACAGUUGAACUUUCUGAAGAUGGUAUCGCUAAAUGCUACAAUAGAUGCCACGAUCAAGCAGCACAUGAAUUCAGAAUCUUCACUGAAUACUCUGGGCUUCUACAUUUAUGUCAAUACAUCUCCAAUAACCAUCUCCUGUUCAGAGUUCCAGAUCAAACUGGUCAACGAAAUAAUUCAAAAAACCUCAACAAUAGUCGAAUCACACGUAAAUAAAACAGCGAGAGGUUCACGUGAUGAACAGAUAGACCUUCUGCUGGUGGGACAACCUCAAGCUCUCCAGAGUCCACCAAUAUUGUGUACAGAGGAAACAGAUACAACUUCAACAGCAUCGACAUCGAAGAAUGGGUCUGAAAACGAGGAGAAUCCAGCUGUGAUGACAGCCUGGAUUCAAUGGACAAUAACAAAAGUAUCGAUCAAGCUCUAUACUCUUCAUCCCAUCAGCCAGGUCGAACGAAAAAUGGUCAUGGAGCUGGAGGAUAUUAUAACUUCCCUGGACUGGCAGCCAAUCUACAUUCAACUGAAAAACAAAGUCACAACAGCCACAGUCUUCCAUUACGUGAGGUCAUCAAGAACUGUUCGUGAGCAAUGGCGUCUGGGGGAAUUUUCAGGAAUAAUCAUGUGCCCAGGUGAGCAGGAUGAUUUGGUGAAGGGUAUCCAGGCCGAUGACUUCUUGACUAUCACUGUGACAAGAGCCAAGUCGAAUAAUGUUUACAACAAGUGGAGUUCCUAUCACAAACAUCAUAAAACACAUAAGAAUCAUUAUUCCUACAUCAAUGACAACUCUUUAUCCAGCUACAUCACAGAAGUGGUGAUUAAACUGCAGAUUCUGGAGGUGAUUCUACCGAUGGAGGUCAUUAAAACGUACGUGGAUGUCCUAACAAUUAAAAGCUCUAAUUCUGAUGGCAUUGUGGUACGAGAAAAUCCGACGAAUCGUUCUCGUCAGUUUCUUCCUCUUAUCUACGCUGACUUCAAAGGAGUCACUUUGGUGUUUCCAGUGUUAACGAAGAGAAACGAACUACAGCACGACACAAUAGUUAUCAGAACUGAGAGCGUUAAUAUCAAUCCCCACGCAGAAAAUCCCAUCUGCAGAGUGAUUCUGCGUCCUGAUAUAUAUGAGCUUGCAGCUCAAGCGAAUAUCCUGAGCACUCCGGGUUCCGCAGUGGAGGAUCGACAAUAUGAGAUUAAGAUAAACGACAUCCUAACCUACAGUACGUCAUGGAUUCAUCGUCAGGUGAAUUUGACAAAACGCAAUGCCCAAGCAUCCCUGUAUACGAUGAACGAGAAUCCUGCCUUAGAGUGGAAUAAUAUGAUUGAUCAUGGAGAUAAUGGGGAAGCUCAGUGUUUGUCCUUGACAUCUGGAUUCGAUGUCUGUUGCAUCGUUGCUCCAUCAAUUAUCUACAAGUCAGAAAUAAUGGUGUGUGGAAGAGCUAUGGAGAUCACUUGUUUGACUGACAUUGACGUUGCAGUUAAUUUGGAGCAGAUUAAACUGAUGAACAUGUUGUAUCAGCAGCUGGUGGAGCUGUCCAUAGCUUCUGGUGAUACUGAGCAAAGUGGGAACGCGGGGAUGAAGGAGAAUAGUGGAUAUUCACAUCAACCAGUGGAUUCACCUGGGAGAGACAUAAAUGCAGACAGAAGUAUCGAGAAUCAACGAGAAUAUGGUCAGGACAGUGGAGUCGAUGUGGAUAUGUCUUCCACAGACGUAGGCUGUCACUUGGCUUCCCUAGGAUCAAAGAAUCCAAUGAUACUGCCUUUUGAGUACCUCAUGAACUUCGGAAAAAUCUCGAUAACGAUUUACGAAAAUUCGAGGGCUAGAUCGAACAGCAAAAGCCCGAUUAUUUCUCCACUGAUGUAUCUUUUUAUUAAUCAACCCAAUACCUACAUCUCUCAGCAGAAUGCCACGAGAACUUUUCAGAUCAACUGCUUUGAUAUAUCUGUAUCAUUUCCUGAUGGGGUUAAGGUUAUGGAGACUGUUCCAACAGCUGUAGAUUUUAAAAGAAUAUUUGUGGAGACAAAGAAUGGAGAGCCCCACCCCAACACUGGAAUUCCCCCUUCUUUCAUGAUCAUCAGGGUUCAGACUGAAGUGAACAAGAAGUCAAUUAACAUUGACAUGGGUCGACCCACACGAGUGAAUCUCUCAUUACCACUGAUCGAUCUCAUUGAUUCCACUCGAGAGAAAUUAUCAAAGUGUUUUGAGGUCUCGAAAAUAGAUGUUAAUACGUCAGGAUCCCCAGCAAAUUUGUCAGAAUGUGUUGCAACAGAAGAAAAUAUUUUAAAUCUUCCAAAUGUCAACGUAACAACGAAACAAAUAGUCUUAGCUCUGAAGUUUGAUACCAGUUCUGAGUUGAUCCUCUCCAUGUCUUCAUUAUCUGCAGGACUGGCAAGUAAAUCACGAAAAAUGAACGGGACCAUUGCUCUGUCUUCAGCGAUGAUAACAACGAACGUCUAUGGGAGCUAUCGAGCUCUUCUAAACCCCAUGUCAGGCAGGUUUUCUAUGAAUACCAGCUGGGAGAGCUGGCACGACAUCCACGAUUUGCCUCAGACAAGAAUUCAAGCUUACAGCGAUCACAUUCAUCUGGACAUUGGCCCUGAGCAGCUAAGGAUCGUCAAAAGUCUCCAGAGGAGCCUUGAAGUUCUGUCGGAAAAAUUCACAAAGCCCCGAGAAGCCCAGGGCGAUGACAUUAAACGGAAAGGCUCUGGUACUACUGAACAACAUUAUCAGGAUGAUCUGAAGGUCGGCGCGUUCCAGUUCAUUGAUGGUGCAGCUGACGAUAUGCCACUACCUUAUCAAGUGAUAUUCUCCAAGCAUCCAAGUCAAUCGAUGGUCUGGCGCUAUCCCCAGCCGCGAAUUAUCACUCGUCUGCACAUGAAUGAAAUUUUUCAAUCGUUUAUCGAUGACUCUGAGGUCGACAUCGAGAGCAUUCUUUGUGUCAUCGAAUUCUGGAGUGAGUCUCUAUCGUCGUACCAGCGUUAUCUCGAAUUUCCCAUCAUGGAGAUCAAGAAGAUGACGUUUAAAUUGCCGAGCAGGUUCCCCACUAGAGCUGUCGCCUGCGUUUGGAGGUUAACCCUUCAUUCGGGGUAUUUAGACUCUAGAACUCUCGCUGGAUACCUCAGGAUUGACUCCUACUUCAACUCAUCCCUAAUAUCUGCUAUGGAGGUGACACUCAACAUCAAAACAAUUGAUCUGGCUUUUUACAACCACAUUGACACAUCUGUUUAUCGCAAUCUCUCAUCUCCCCUAGAACACUAUAAAUUGAAUAACAUCAUUCCGAGUACUCAGUGUUUUGCCAUUAUCCAAAAACGAAAUGUCUUGGUUGUUUUUAAUAAAUGGGAGGACUCGAUGUUGGUGGAUCUGUCUGGCAGCGUGUCCAUUGAUGUCAUGGACUAUGCUUACCUGAGGAUGCAAAGGUUCCUACAGGAAGUGGCCGGAAAAAUACAAGUGUCCAAGUCUGAUCACACUAAUGUUGUCAUGAUGUGGCAGGAGGUCUCCUUGAAAUUUGGACCUGAGGUCUCGCACACGUUGACGUUAUCCUUCAACCUUUGGAAUUCAGCACUCGAGGACGAUAGGAAGAUCCUGAAGAAUGAGGGAGUUAUUUUGAGUAGAAUCGUGGUGGCUAAUAACUGCAAUGUUCCAGUGAGAUUUGGACAGAGUCAAUCACCUGAUGAUAUUUUAUUGCAGACGUCUGAAUGUCAUUUCUACGCUUGGUGUCACAGUGACAAUCAGAGCAUGAGGAUCGCUAUAAAAAGCACUGGAUGGAUCUGGAGUCGAGCCUUCAACGUCAGAUCAGAUGGGAUUCGACAGAUUAUUUUUGAUAAAUCAUCAAACUCGGGAAUUCACGCUAACAUAAAGUCAAUUUCUCCAACGCAGAAGCUGAUAACUUUCUGGGGACAGUUAAUCGUUUGUAAUUCGUUGAUCGAAGACUUUGAACUGAGGCUUUUGCGGUACGAUAAUACAUCGAAAACGACAAAGAUCGUCUCUGAGGACGGUUCUUAUGUCUUGACGAAUACGAAACCCCUGUCGAUGACGAUAGAUCAAAAGGAGAAUUUCGCGAUAAGACUGAGAUUCCUGAAGUCCACAAACUCGUGGACUGGAGACAUUCCUCUGCACGCCAAUGCCAAGUGCGAUCAGCCUUGGCUGGUAAAAGUUCCCCAUCAAGGAAAGGACAAAUUCCUCAGCAUCUGGGUGAGGAUUAUUCAGGAAUCCAUCGAUAACGGACGAAUUCUGGUGAUUCUGAGUCCCCUUUACAUGGUAAGAUCGUUUUUACCUGUUGACGUUGGAGCCAGACUGGAAACGCCGACUCUGUCGUCCUCCUUCGACACCAUAAUUCCUGGGUGUGGAGAGGUGCAACAGGUGAACUGUCCUGGGACCUUUGAGAACUAUCACCAGUUAACGUUUCAUAGCAAUUACGAAAUCUCAACACUGCAGACAUCUAUUCCUGUUUCCUACAACUGUGUGGACCAGAGAAACUUCUUCAAGAGGCCCCAGAAAGAAGAUGUGGACCAGAUCCUGGAGAGUCUCUCCUCGAAGAAGGUAAAGCCUCGUUGGCCUCUGAGAGAUGAGGAUGAGAAUGUUUGGAGACCUGUGAAGCAGGGAAGAACUCACGCCUUCAUUAGAUAUCAGGAUGCAGGGCUAGUUUCCAGCACUCUGUUGUUCGAAGUUCGUCCCUGGUGCUACAUAAUGAACUCCCUGGGGCGAUCAAUCUCUAUAGUAUCGACUACUGAUCAUCUCGUGGAGAUUCCCCAUUUGGGGGUGGCUGCACCCCCCAAACUGGAUGGAAUAUUCCACCUGCAAAUUGAGAUCGACGACGAACUCUAUGACUCUAGCCCCCUGCAACUGGCAAGUUCAGAGUGGAACAGAGGGUUUAUCAUGCCUCAGAUCAGUGGACUGAUCCCACUUGAUGGAAUAGUCAGAGUCAGCAUUGACUGCAAAACUAAAGGAAUUUGUAGUUUGAUCAUCAACUCCAGUGUUCAGGAGGAGAUCAGGAUAAUCAGAGUGAUGAGCAGUCACAUUUUUUGCAAUUUCACAUCACACAACCUCAAAAUAUCGUCUUUAUUAGCCAAUUUAUCAUCCCCUGGAGUGGAUGUACCUGAAGAUCUCGAGUUAUUCAGUGAUGACAUUCCUCCAAGUGUUUCGAAGAGCGAGGGAAUACCUGUCAGCCAGUGGUAUCAGGUUACACCUGUCUCUGAUAAUCACAAGAAUAACGAAGCUCCUUUUGUUCUGCUGAACGCAGGAUUUGGUUGGUCGUGUCCUUCAAGGGUCGAACAAGCAAUCAGUCGCAAUUGCAUUGGAGUUCCUUUUGAAAACUCCUCGAUUCCCCUGGUAGUCACCACCCAGAAGGACAAAGAAGUGACGUAUAUUGUGGCAUCUUAUGACGAACACCCACAAAUGGUGAUAACCAACAACUGCUCCUUUGAUCUGAUAAUUCAGCAGGUGAAUACAAGCAGAGGUACUAUUGAGCCUGAUGUCCCACCCUUCACAUGGGCCUGUGAGGUCCCCAGUGGAAAGACUCGUCACUACUCAACUCCGAACGUUGGGAGACUGAUCCCAGAUGCUGCCAAUGCCAGAGAAACCAAGUGUUCUCUUCAUUUGUCCUCGAGAGAGAUGGCCUGGUCCAAGAUAAUUGAUCUUCCAGUGGAGAAGCCCAUCAGGUUUGAUCAGUACGUUCAGAUGGACUUCCACAGGGACUUGAAGAUCAUGGUAGAGAGCAAAGGCCAUACUGUCCACAUCAAUAUCGAGCCAAAGUCGGAGAUUGAAGUGUCUGUCAGAGACAUCCGAAGCCGAUUGGUGCUUGAGGGGUCUUCCUCGAAGACAUCUGAGCAAAUUCGAAAUUCUUCGCCAUUGGAAACUCCUGAUGUCACCGAGAAUUCGUCAGUCUGCUUGACCGACGGUCUUUUCGACAACACAAUAUCCCAGAAAAACCAGCAAGACGACGAGGAAAAAUUCCUGACACUUUAUAUCAAGGGUAUCAACUUGAUUAUCAGUCUCGACAUCGCUGAGAGCAAGCAGAGAGUCGAAGUUGCCAGUUUCUACUUCUUACAUACGAUAAUAAACGUGACAUCGACAGUCGAGUGUUUGAGCCUUGGAGUUAUGAUUGGAGAUUUCCAAUUCGAUAAUCAGAUGUUUGAUCAAGGGGGCUUUGAUUUUCCAGUGGUCCUGAUCUCCCAGAAACCAUCGGUGAAGCCUGAAAGGACCUUCAACGUGACUUCCUCUCUAGAAAAUUGCAUCGCAGAGUUGCGAAAAAGUUCUUUGUUCAGUGUGGAGUGUUUGUGGGAGAGAAUCGAGGAAAAAAAUGCUUGCAAAAGUGUCCACGUCAGGGUUUUGCCGAUUAACAUCUAUAUUGAGGAUAAAUAUGUCACUCAACUGCUGGAGUAUGCGACUUCCAUGGUACGACCCUGUUGCAUUAUGUCUGGUAAUCCCAAAGUGAUUGAUUCUAUCGAUAAAAAUAAAAUUCUAAACGCCCCAACGAGCGUCAUCAUCGACGCUGGGAUCAUGAGCUCUCCUCUGAGAAUUCAGAGUCUGAUGAUCGAGCCAAUCUCCAUUCUGCUGAGUGUUCACACGUCUGUGAGGCUUUAUGUUGCACUAGAUCACUCGCCCCUUCAUUUUGGUGUCUUUGAAAGACAGAAUUUGUUCACCACUCCCUAUAGACUGGGGAAUGCCCUGACGAUGCACUAUUUAUCUGGUGCUAUUUUUGGAGCGGGAUGGGUCGUUGGUUCUUUGGAAAUUCUGGGAUCACCAGGGAGUUUUGCACACGCUCUAGGGUCAGGGCUCAAGGACUUCAUCGCUCUACCUUUUCAGGGCCUGCUGCAGGGACCCUGGGGGUUCGUUGUCGGGGUCACUCAUGGAUCGGCUAGUCUCAUGAAAAAUAUCACUGCUGGAACUGUCAAUUCUGUGACCAAAUUGGCGUCAAGUGUUGCCAGGAAUCUGGACAGACUGACCCUGGAUGAAGAACAUGUGCAAAGGCAAGAGGAAUCCAGGAGGACGAGGCCCCAGGGAAUGGCACAGGGGCUGUACCAAGGCCUCACUGGGUUUGGUAUCAGUAUUCUGGCAGCUGUAGCAGGACUCGCUCAUCAUCCUCUUCAGAAUUUACUGAAUGGGGAGACCAGUGCCAAGGGAUUGAUGACUGGGGUGGGCCUGGGACUCGUCGGAGUGGUCACCAAGCCUCUCUCGGGGGCUGCUGAGCUUGUUGCGUUGACCGGACAGGGAUUGCUUCAAAGGACUGGCUGGAACUCCCUUCCCUCCGCCCGGAGACAGUCGACGUUUGGGGAUUUUCAUGUGAACUCCAUCUCCACGAGGUACAUCUGGAAACUUGCGUCGUUGAUGCUCAAGAACUGUGAUAAUAUUUUGUACUUGACGGACGCUGAGUUUGUGGAUAACAAGGGGAACAGGUGUGAUGUCACUAUUGUUGUGACGCGACAUGAUCUUCUGAUAGUGAACAGGGGAGAGGACAAGGUCUAUAAAUUGUUCGGGCUGAGGGAGUUGAGUUUUGGAGAAGAUCUUGGAGACGAUAGCUCUUUGAGGCUGAGUUAUUCGGUGGGACAGCAACAGAAGUAUCAGUCGGAGACGCCGAGCGAACGCCUGGAAAUGGACCAGGAGAUGAGAAGCAGAGUUGAGCAGUAUGUGAUCAGCAGCGCAGGGCUCGUUAGCCUUGGUGAGGGCGAAUCGCAGAAUGUGGUGCACGGCACCCACACGUCCAGCUUCGCGGUGAAUUCUUUUAAUUUUUAUUUAAAACCCACGGAGAGGAAUUAUCUGAGGGCACUUAUGAGAAUUGUCAAGAGACAGAGUCAAGGAAUCGAUUUUACAGUUUUAUGAGAGUAAUAAAGAGGUUUUUAAGUGGAGCUAAGAGUAUUUUGUAAUUAGAUGAAGUAAUAUAUUUUUAUUUUAGGUAGAGGGAUGUGUGUUGUAUAAAGAGUGUUUUGUUAUUAACUAAUUUUUAUUGUCUAAAUAUAUAAGUAAAAAAUACAUUCGAUUUUCCUA